Monodelphis domestica (gray short-tailed opossum) is the source of this 8109-nucleotide messenger RNA. It is a transcript of the gene UBR1, whose product is annotated as ubiquitin protein ligase E3 component n-recognin 1. The record is from RefSeq and is a predicted model, not a curated record. Gene Ontology annotation, biological process: ubiquitin-dependent protein catabolic process via the N-end rule pathway; protein ubiquitination. Gene Ontology annotation, cellular component: cytoplasm; ubiquitin ligase complex. Gene Ontology annotation, molecular function: zinc ion binding; ubiquitin protein ligase activity. NCBI's taxonomy places the organism in Eukaryota, Metazoa, Chordata, Mammalia, Didelphimorphia, Didelphidae.
GACGCAAACCGGAAGCUUCCCCCCGGUUCUGCGUCAACCCCUGCCACAGCGAUCCUCUCUAGGGGGUGUCGCAAAAGUGUCGCCCAGCCCCAAGUCCGUUCUGCUCCUCACUGGUUUCGGGUCGUCUCCUCUGCUGGGUCGGCAACUGCGGGUCUAGGGAAAAUGGAGGGCGUUGGGCUCUGGGAGGCGAACCGGACUGGAGCCGGGAACGGGUCUUCGCCUAGUGCUCAAGAACUUGCCACGUGGUGGCAUCAGCAAGUUGAUUUUCAUUCUGCUUUCUUAUACUAUUUGGCACAAACUGUACCAGACAUUUACUUUGAUGAAAUAGAACCAGAACUGGAAAAACAGGAGGAAGCUGCUCAGAUGAUGAUAUUAACUCCACUGGAAUGGUACCUAUUUAAAGAAGAUCCAGUUCUUUCUUUAGAGAAAUUGAAACAAAGUGGAGCAUUUCAACUUUGUGGGAAGGUUUUCAAAAGUGGGGAGACGACAUACUCUUGUAGGGAUUGUGCAAUUGAUCCAACAUGUGUCCUCUGCAUGAACUGUUUCCAGAACAGUGCUCACAAAAAUCAUCGCUAUAAGAUGCAUACUUCUACUGGAGGAGGAUUUUGUGACUGUGGAGACACAGAGGCAUGGAAAACUGGCCCAUUUUGUUCAAUUCAUGAACCUAGAACAACAAGGUCUAAUAAUGAGAAUUUAGGUUGUCCAUUAACUGAAGAGGUAAUUGGGCAAGCCAAGAAGAUAUUUCCUUCAGUGAUAAAAUACAUUGUAGACUUGACUGUUUGGGAAGAGGAAAAAGACCUGCCAACUGAACUCCAGCUUGGGGAAAAAACUGAAAGAUACUACUGUGUCCUUUUCAAUGAUGAACACCAUUCUUACGAUCAUGUUAUAUAUAGUCUACAGAAAGCCCUUAAAUGUGAACUUACAGAAGCUCAAGUACAUACAACUGCCAUAGACAAAGAGGGUCGUCGAGCUGUUAAACUGGGGUCUGGUGUUCAUUGUCGGGAAGCAAAGGAAAAUAUCAAGUUUCAUUCAGAAAAUGUUUCUCAGCAUCCACUUCAUGUGGAAGUUCUACAUGCUGAUGUUAUGGCUCAUCAGAAAUUUGCUUUGCGCCUUGGCACCUGGUUAAACAAGCUUAUGAGCUAUUCAAGUGAUUUUCGACAAAUCUUCUGUCAGGCCUGCCUCCAAGAAGAUGUCACUGGUGAUCCCUGCCAUAUAAGCAGGUUAAUGCUUUGGGAUGCAAAGCUUUAUAAAGGUGCACGUAAGAUACUUCAUGAAUUGAUCUUCAGCAGUUUUUUCAUGGAAAUAGAAUAUAAAAAACUCUUCGCCAUGGAAUUUGUGAAGUUUUAUAAACCACUGCAGAAAGACUACAUCAGUGAUGAUCAUGAUAGAAGUCUCUCUGUGACUGCAUUAUCAGUUCAGAUGUUUACUGUUCCUACUCUGGCUCGUCAUCUCAUUGAAGAGCAGAAUGUUAUCUCUGUCAUUACUGAAACACUCCUAGAAGUUUUACCAGAAUACUUGGACAAGAACAACAAAUUCAACUUCCAGGGUUACAGCCAAGACAAAUUGGGAAGGGUAUAUGCAGUUAUAUGUGACCUCAAGUAUGUCCUUAUCAGUAAGCCCAUAACAUGGACUGAGAAAUUAAAAAUGCAAUUUCUUGAAGGUUUUCGAUCUUUCUUGAAGAUUCUUGCAUGCAUGCAGGGAAUGGAAGAGAUCAAAAGACAAGUAGGGCAGCACAUUGAAGUGGAGCCAGACUGGGAGGCUGCUAUUGCAAUUCAGAUGCAAUUAAAAAACAUUCUUUUAAUGUUCCAAGAAUGGUGUGCUUCUGAUGAAGAUCUCUUAUUAGUGGCUUAUAAAGACUGUUAUGAAGCUGUGAUGAAAUGUACUACAAGUAACAUUUCUAAUGAAAAGUCUGUAAUUUACUUAUAUGGCCACACUUUGGAAUGUAAGCCCUACAGAGUAUCUAUAGAUCCUGUCAGCAUUCACUUGCCACUCUCCAGGACACUUGCUGGUCUUCAUGUACGUUUAAGCAAAAUUGGAGCCUUUUCAAGACUACAUGAAUUUGUGCCUUCAGAAGAUUUUCAAGUGGAGUUGCUGGUGGAAUAUCCCUUGCGUUGUCUAGUUUUGGUGGCACAAGUUGGGGCUGAUAUGUGGCGAAGAAAUGGCCUUUCUUUGAUUAGCCAGGUAUUUUAUUAUCAGGAUGUUAAAUGCAGAGAGGAAAUGUAUGACAAAGAUAUCAUCAUGCUUCAGAUUGGUGCAUCUUUGAUGGAUCCCAAUAGUUUCUUGUUAUUGAUACUUCAGAGGUAUGAACUUGUUGAUGCUUUGAGGAAACUUGUUCCCACCAAGGACCAGGAUUUGCUUAAACAAUAUAAUGCACUAAUUGAAGAAAUGCUUCAGCUCCUCAUCUACAUUGUGGGAGAACGUUAUGUGCCUGGAGUGGGUAAUGUAAGCAAAGAAGAGGUUAUCAUGAGAGAAAUUAUCCACUUACUUUGCAUUGAGCCCAUGCCUCAUAGUAUCAUUGCCAAAUCUUUACCCGAGAAUGAAAACAACGAAACUGGCUUAGAGAAAGUCAUACACAAAGUGGCCAUAUUUAAGAAACCAGGUGUAUCAGGCCAUGGAGUUUAUGAGCUGAGGGAGGAAUGCAUGAAAGAAUUUAAUAUGUUCUUUUAUCACUACUCCAAAACACAACACAGCAAGGCUGAACAUAUGCAAAAGAAAAGGAAAAAGCAAGAAAACAAGGAUGAAGCACUACCACCACCACCACCUCCUGAAUUCAGCCCUGCUUUCAGCAAGGUGGUUAAUAUUCUCAACUGUGAUAUCAUGAUUUACAUUCUCACAACAAUACUGCGUAGGGCAGUGGAACUGGAUAGUCACUUAUGGACUGAAGCAAUGGUUCAAAUGGUAUUUCAUCUUCUUGCUCUGGGUCUGCUUGAAGAGAAGCAACAACUCCAAAGAGCUCCUGAAGAAGAAGUGACUUUUGACUUUUACUAUAAGGCUUCACGAUUGGCAAGUUCAUCUGGGAAUGUUCAGAAUAUACAAACACUUUUGGAAAAGUUGAAAGGAAUUCCCCAAUUGGAGGCUCAAAAGGACAUGAUAGCUUGGAUAUUGCAGAUGUUUGACACAGUGAAACGAUUGAGGGAAAAAUGUAGCAUAACAGUAGCAACUGUAUUGGGAUCAGAACUAAUCAAAAGUGAUGAGAGUAUGCAGGAUAAAGAAAAGGCUGAACGAAAGAGAAAGGCAGAAGCUGCUAGGCUACAUCGCCAGAAAAUCAUGGCCCAGAUGUCAGCCUUACAGAGGAAUUUCAUUGAAACUCACAAACUCUUGUAUGAGAAUACACUAGAUCUACAAGGAAAAGAAAAUUCUGUUGUGGAAGAAGAGAGUAUACCUAUGGCCAUUGACUCCUCUAGAAUUGCAUUGGGACCUAAACGUGGUCCUUCUGUUGGUGAAAAAGAAAUGCUGACUUGUAUUUUAUGUCAAGAGGAGCAGGAAGUGAGAUUAGAAAAUGCUGCCAUGGUUUUAUCAGCCUGUGUUCAGAAAUCCAGUGCUUUAACUCAGCAGAGGGAAAAACCUCUGGAACUUUCAGGGGAAACUCCAGAUCCACUCUUCAUGGAUCCUAACCUGGCAUGUGGAACCCACACUGGCAGCUGUGGUCAUGUCAUGCAUGCAGUCUGCUGGCAGAAGUACUUUGAAGCUAUACAAAUUAAUUCUCGUCAGCGCCUUCAUGUUGAGUUUUUUGAUUUGGAGAAUGGAGAGUAUCUUUGUCCUCUUUGCAAAUCACUCUGCAAUACUGUGAUCCCCAUUGUUCCUUUACAAAUACAAAAGAUAAACAGUGAGAAUGCAGAAGCUGUUGCUCAACUUUUGUCCUUGGCACGGUGGAUAGAAACUGUUAUAGCUCGAAUAUCAGGAUACAGUGUGAAAAAUGCUAAAGGAGAGAAGUCAAAAGUUUCCAUCUUGGUCAAUCAAGGAAUGGGUGAUACUACUUUGGAAUUCCAUUCUAUACUGAAUUUUGGGAUUCAGCCUUCAGUCAAAUUCUCUAGCAGCAUAAAAGAGAUGUUGGUUCUCUUUGCCACAACUAUUUAUAGAGUUGUACUGAAGGUGCCUCCUGAUGAAACUGAUCCUCGGAUUCCUGCAAUGACCUGGGGCACCUGUGCUUUCACCAUCCAGUCUAUUGAAAACCUGCUGGAAGAUGAAGGCAAACCUCUUUUUGGAGCCCUUCAGAAUAGACAGCACAGUGGCCUGAAAGCAUUAGUACAAUUUGCUGUGGCACAGAGAAUUACCUCUCCUCAGAGCCUGAUACAGAAGCAUCUAGUCCGUCUCCUGUCAGUUAUUCUUCCUAACCUGAAAUCUGAUGAUACACCAUGCCUUCUUUCUGUAGAUCUGUUUCAUGUUUUGGUGGGUGCUGUUUCAUCCUUCCCAUCUUUGUAUUGGGAUGAUGCUGUUGCCUUGCAACCUUCUUCAGUUAGCUCUUCCUACAACCACCUUUAUCUCUUCCAUUUGAUCACGAUGGCUCAUAUAUUCCAAAUACUUAUCACCAUAGAGACAGACCAUCUACCUACCCAAUUACAAGAAGAUAGUGAGGAGGCUCGCUCUGCAUCUUCUCUCUACUCAGAAAUUUCUCAAUAUGUUGGUGGAUGCAUCAACUGUGAUGUUCCUGGUUCCUAUUUAUGGGAUUGUGUGAAGAAAGGCAUUAUUCCUUACCUUCGAUGUUCUGCUUUGUUUUUCCAUUAUUUGCUGAGAGUGCCACCGCCUGAAGAAUUACUUUCAGUUUGUGAGGAAAGUCAAUUCAAUGCACUAUGCAGUUAUUUAUCCUUACCCACUAAUCUGUUCGUGCUUUUCCAAGAAUAUCGGGAUACUGUAAUCCCCUUACUCCAGAGGUGGUGUUCUGAUCCUGUCUUACCAAGCCUUUUGAAAGGAAGAGAUGCUGCAGUCAGGUACCCAAGAAAAAGAAAUAAAUUGAUAGAACUUCCAGAAGACUACAGCUAUCUUCUAAACCAGGCUUCUCAAUUCAGGUGCCCAAGGUCCUCAGAUGAUGAACGAAAGCACCCAGUUCUGUGUCUCUUCUGUGGAACUAUGUUGUGCUCACAGAAUAUUUGCUGCCAAGAAAUUGUGAAUGGGGAGGAGGUUGGAGCCUGCAUUUUUCAUGCCAUUCACUGUGGAGCUGGAGUCUGCAUGUUUCUAAAGAUCAGGGAAUGCAAAGUGGUCCUGAUUGAAGGCAGAGCCAGAGGCUGCUUGUUUCCAGCCCCUUACCUGGAUGAAUAUGGAGAAACAGACCCUGGGCUCAAGAGGGGCAACCCCCUACAUUUAUCUCAUGAGCGUUAUCAGAAACUCCAUUUACUCUGGCAGCAACAUCGUAUUAUAGAAGAAAUCGCAAGGAGUCAGGAAACAAAUCAGAUCUUAUUUGGAUUCAACUGGCAGUUACUUUGAGUCCCAGUUCUUCAAAAGAGACACAGAUGAAGGCAAUAAUGAAGACUGGUCUAGAAUUUUGGACAUGUUUAGGAGAACUGAGAUGGGGUGGGGGGAGGGGGUGGCAAAGGGAUCAUUCCUCAGUUCCUGAUUCACAUCUUUCAAUAAAAUAUCCCUUGAUGGAUUUUUGCUUUCAAUCAGCAAGCUUGACGCCUCAAGAUAAAGCAUAUACAUAUCUAUAUAUCAAGCAGUUUCUGUUGUAGAACACUGAAGAAAAUAACUUAUCUGCCCCACAAUUGUUAAGAUUCUGCUAAUAUUUUAAGGAAAUCAUUUUCCCUGUUAGAGCCUAUCCCUCUUUAAUAAUCAUGCCAGAAAUAGGAGGGUAUUUCAUAGUUCUCACUGUAUAUUUGGUGGCAUUUCUUGGCAAAAAUGCCAUCCAAGAAGUUGUGGGAUGUGUUUGUUUUUAAGUCUGUGUGACAUCAGCCAUCAGACUAGAGCUGCUAUUUCUUCUCAUUACAACUCUUCCUGGUCUUUUGUCCUUGCUUGGUUUUAAUCAACUAGACCAGCAUUUAUAAUGAAAUGGCAAAAGAAAAGCAGCAGGGACAAAAUGAUGCUUGAGCAUAAUACCCUCAUUUCCAACCAGAAAAAGCAUAUUAGAGCACAAGAAUGUUAUUAGAAUGGAAGAAAAAUUCCAAAGAGUAAAAUUUCCAUUCCUCUUCUGGGAAUAUGCCCCAGACAUGCUAUUUGCUGCUGCUUCCAGAAGUUAAACUGACUCCUUGCGUAGUCAGUGUUGCCUUCACUAUUACAAAUUUUUCUUAGAGCUUUGUUUUUUUUUCCUUCUUGUAAAACCCUGAGGGUUAGAAUUGUGUAGUCUCCCUGAUGUUACAGUGAGUCUUGUAAUCAAUAUCAUGGACCCAUGAUAAAAAACAAAAACAAAAGGCCCUGCACUUACCAUUUUCUAGGGCCUCGAUUCUAACACAAGAUCACAUCCUUUGUCCUGGGGCCAUCAUGUGUAACUGACAGAAAUAUGUUCAGAUACUGGUGUUUAGUAGCCAUAGGACCAUAAUGAAUAAUUUCCUGAAGAGCAUGACAAAUAUUGAUUUGAAUGACCAGAUUCAGGCCAAUUCUGUUAUAGUUUAUAUCUUCCCAGAAGACUUUAAAUCUUUGAUUCAUCAUAUAUGUGCAACCUUUCAUAAACUCCAGUUUUAUGACAGAUACAGAUAACCCAAAAAAAAGCCAUGUGAUCAACAGUCUGUUUCUGUGUCUUGCUAUAACAUGCAGUAAUUGAGCCUCCUUGCUUAUAAAUAAUAGUGCUUUUUAGAAUCUGCCUAUAGCUUUCUAGGUUCUUAGCCAUAAUUUUUAUAUGAAGGGAAUUUGUUAUGCAAAGCUUUAAGGAAAGGAUUAAUUGAAGCCCUCCAUUAGCUUCCAUGACUCCUAUGCCUUGGAGUCUGAAAGAUCCAUUCAGAGAAUGUAUUUUGACCUUGAUGAGGACUGUCUUCCAUUUAUGUAUAAUGGUUUCUUCUCCCAUUACUUCUUUAUAAAAAUAAGUUAAAAGUUUGUAUGCCGGAUGUUUGCAGAUACACAUUUGUAUUUAGUUUUGUGUUUUGUUUUCUUUUGUGGAGGGAAAAGGAAGAAAAACCUGUCAGAGGUAUCAGGAUAAUCAUGAUUAUUAUACUUGAAUAAUUCUAUAGCUUUGUUUCUAAGCACUUAAAAGGCAUUCAGAAGACAACUCAGCAGUAGGAAACGUAUUGAAUUAUGGAGAGUUGGAUGAGUUUGAAAUGUUCAGUGCUCAGUUUGAUAAAUUCACUGAUAUGGUGAAAAGACACAGAUUUCUCCCUUCUAGAGUUCAGCAGGUUGCACUAAAUAUUUAGCUAGGAGAUGUGGCAGGGUGUUGGACAAUAGCAGCCAGCUUUUGCCCUCUGCCUUGAUUCAUAAGCCCCUAUAUAAAUAACUUUAUAAAGCAAAAGGCAGAUUCUUCAGAAGAAUUUCUUCCUGCUUGACUAGUCUUUUCCAUUCAGUUCACAGAUCCUGAUGUUAAGCCAUCGGGCUGCCAGAUGUACUUCCUGGCAGUGGCUAGUAAAAUCUUGACUGCCAAAGAAUCCAUCCCAAGAGAUGGACACAUAAGAGACCUACUCACAACUUAGUGUUGGCACUUGUGUGCACGGGCUCACUGUUCAGUGUUGCUAUCAAAUGAAAGUUUCUAUGUAUGUUAGAAACCUUCUAGCAGUUUGCACAUAAAUAGUGCAGAUACAGAAAUGGUGCAUUCAAAAGUCAUGAACACACAAGGUCACUUUUUUUCCCAUUGAACCAGGAACCUUUUCAUGAAGAUGCUCCUAAAGCAUGUUUUUCUUAUGUCUGGGGAAAUGGGGCAAAAGGACUUUGCAGGAGGAAAAACAUGUUUCUGUAUAGUUAAUUUAUUAUUCUAAUAUAUGAGCUACAAGGUCAUCCACUAUUGGUCAUUUAUCAUUUCAUAACCUACUAUGCAUUUUGGUUCACUGUGAGGAUAAUCUAUGGUGAUUGUAACAUGUUCAUGCCUAAUUCAAAUUCCAUUCAGACAAACAAAAGUUCAGAAGUUAUUCAAAAUGAUGCAUAUAUUGAUAUCUUUUAUUGCAAAAUGUAAAUUUAAGACUUGUAAUAUGUUCUUGUGCUUUUUGAAAUAAAUAUUAUAUGUGUAUAUUUAAAAAGGAAAUAAAAGUGACUUAUACUCUU